This is a messenger RNA of Plenodomus lingam JN3, 1521 nucleotides long. RefSeq lists its product as uncharacterized. NCBI's taxonomy places the organism in Eukaryota, Fungi, Ascomycota, Dothideomycetes, Pleosporales, Leptosphaeriaceae. Gene Ontology annotation, molecular function: protein binding. The record is from RefSeq and is a predicted model, not a curated record.
AUGGCGGCCCCAAACUCAAACCCAAACCUUCAAGACGAGGAGGACAUUGACAUUCAUGAUGUAGACAACACGCUCGACGCAGAAGAGGCGGAGGAGAUUGUAGAAGACGAUGGUGAUGUGCCCAUGGACUCGGAUGACGAAGGCGACGACGGCGUAGAGAUGACGAUCAAUCUCCAGAACGAUUCGGUUGCGCAUUUUGACCAACACAAUGACAGCAUUUUUUGCAUAGCCCAACACCCUGUACACCAAGAGAUCAUAGCGACUGGUGGAGGCGACGAUACUGGAUACAUCUUUGACGUUUCAUUGGCGGCUGCGGCACAACCGAGUAGUGACGGUCAACCUACGGAGCGCGAGGGGCUGAAGAGUCUUUUCACAUUGGACGGCCAUAAAGAUUCAAUCAACGCAAUUACUUUCACACAACCCAAGGGACAAUUUGUUGCCACUGCUGGUUUGGACGGCAAGCUGCGCGUCUGGCAAGGUGUGCCUGAGGGCACGAAGUGGAAAUACUUGGCUGAGGCGGCUGAGGUGGAGGAGAUCAACUGGCUGAUCGCCAAUCCUUCGCCAGAGCAUCCCAAUGUUGUCGCUCUUGGCGCAAAUGAUGGCUCAGUCUGGGUCUACCAGAUCAGCACAGAAAAAGGCAGCGAGCUCCAGGUCCUGCAAGCGUACUACCUUCACACCGAAACCUGCACAGCUGGCGCAUGGUUGCCCGAUGGCUCCCUCCUUGCGACCGUAUCCGAAGACUCGAGUCUAUACGUGUGGGAUGUGUUUGGCGAGGCAGCAGCACAGGGUCUCACGGCAACAACGGACGCGCAAACUGUCGUCGGUCUGACAGGCGUUGAUGAGCGCUUCCGCGUCGAAGGGGGGUUGUACUCUGUUGGCAUUCCUCCAUCAGGCGCAUUUGUCGCAGUAGGUGGCCCAGAAGGUCAGAUACGUAUCGUCGGUCUCCCUCGCCUCUCUCUUGCCGCACCACAGGCGUCGAUGUCAUCUGGUGGAGGCGGCGCAAAGAACAAAGCUGGUGGUGGAAAACAGGCGGGCGCAAAGGGCGCUGCGGCAUCAGCAGGACAGACUGGCCAGAUUCUGGCAAGUUUGCAAGCGGGAAGCGACAACGUCGAAUGCAUGAGCUUCUCGUCUGCACCACUCACCCUCAUGGCUGCCGGCAACGUCGACGGUUCCAUCACUCUCUUCGACACGGCGCAUCGCUUCGCCGUGCGUCGGAGAAUAGAAGACGCCCACGCCGAUGAGGACUCGCCACAAGCAGUCGUCAAGUUGGAGUUUGUCAAGAAGGAAGGCCCAGGAGGAUGGCUGUUAACAAGCGCAGGAUAUGACGGUGUGUUGAAGCGAUGGGAUACACGGGGUGGCACGGCGGCGGCAGGCAAAGGUCUGGUCGGAGAGUGGAAAGGACACAGGGGAGGUGGCGAUGGUGGAGGUAUCAUGGGCUUUGUACAAGGAAAUGGCGAGGCGGUUGUUACAGCUGGUGAUGACCAUGUCGCGUUGGUGUUCAAGACCCCCGUGGCGCAGUAG